GCAGAAACGAGAGCGCCGAAGUCUGACAAUGAGUUAGUGAAAGGAGAACUUUGUGGCGGCAGACGGAGAACUAAGAGGAGAAACCGAAGAACACCAAGAUGGAGUUGUGGCGGCAGUGCGCGAUGUGGUUGAUCGACUGUCGAGUUCUUCCUGAGAACCACCGGGUCACGUGGGACGGCGCCAAGGUGUGCGACCUGGCUCAGGCGCUGAGAGACGGCGUGCUGCUGUGCCAGUUACUCAACAACCUGCUGCCUCAGGCCGUCAACCUGAGAGAGAUCAACCUGCGCCCGCAGAUGUCCCAGUUCCUGUGCCUGAAGAACAUCCGGACGUUUCUUGGAGUUUGUCAGCAGAAGUUUCAUCUGAAAAAGAGUGAACUGUUUGAGGCCUUCGACCUGUUCGAUGUUCGAGACUUCGCGAAGGUCAUAGACACUUUGUCCAUCCUCUCUCAUUUGUCCAUUGCUACUACACAAGGAAGACGACUCCAGCCUUUCCCUUCGGAAGGAUGCACUCCUGAUGACGAGAUCUACAGCGGCCUGUCCGACCUCAUAGACGACCCGGUGGACGGGGACGAUGACUUGUACGAGUUUGUGGAGGACGAGGACAAUGAAGGAGACGAGAUCUAUGAAGACUUGAUGAGGAGGGACGAACAAUCUGAAACUCAGCAGAAGGUCGCGGUAGACCAACGUGAGUGCUGCCUGCAGGAGAUCCGACAGACGGAAGAGAAAUACUCCGAUACACUGCAAUCUAUAUUACAGCACUUUAUGAAGCCUCUUCAAAGGUUUCUCCAGGCUUCUGACAUGGAGAGUAUCUUCAUCAACAUAAAGGAUUUGGCAGACACCCAUCACAAUUUGUUGGAGGAGGUCCGGAGCUCCAUCCUGGAUGACGGAGCAAAGAACCUGCACCAGGUGUUCCUGAAGUACAAGGAGAGGCUCUUGCUGUACGGUCGUUACUGCAGUCAGGUGGAACAUGCGACCAAACACCUGGACAAGCUUUCCAAAACGAGGGAGGACAUCCGAAUGAAGCUGGAGGAGUGUUCGAACCGGGCAAAUAGUCGACGUUUUACUCUCAGGGAUUUACUCAUGGUCCCUAUGCAGAGGAUCCUCAAAUAUCCUCUGAUGUUGCAGGAGCUGAUGAAGCACACCACCGACCCGACAGACAAGGAUAACCUCCGCACAGCCCUCGACGCCAUGAGAGACUUGGCGCAGUGUGUGAACGAAGUGAAGCGAGACAACGAGAUCAUCAAGCAGAUCACCAGCUUCCAGUUGUCCAUAGAAAACAUGACUCAGUCUCUCGCUUUCUACGGUCGGCCCAAGAUCGACGGAGAGCUGAAGAUCUGCAGCCCGGAGAAGAAGUCCAAACAGGACAGGUACGCGUUCCUCUUCGACAAGGCCAUGUUCAUCUGUAAGAAGAAGAGCGGAGAGACGUUCGAGCUCAAGGAGAUCAUUGAGCUGCAGUUCUACCAGAUACGAGACGAAACCGCAGGAGAAAAGGACAACAAGAAGUGGUCCUAUUUGUUCCUGCUGCUGGACUGCAACGGGCGCUGUGGCUACGACGUGUUCUUCAAAACCAGAGAGCUGAAGAGGAAAUGGCUGGAACAGUUUGAGAUGGCUCUGUCGAAUAUGUGUCCCGAUAACGCCACGGCCAACAACCACGACUUCCAGAUGCACUGCUUCGAGGAAACCGCCUCCUGCAAGGCCUGCUCGAUGCUCUUGAGAGGGAUCUUUUUCCAGGGCUAUCGCUGCACUCGCUGUAAAAUGGCUGCACAUAAAGAGUGUUUGGGAAGAGUGCCUGUCUGCGGACGAAACCCAGAUCAUGCUGGGACUCUGAGGAAGAAUAAAACACAGAGGUCCUCUGGACAUUCCGGCGUUGAAUUUCCCAAGAUGGAGGUGUGUCAAGAGUACUACGGCCUGCCUCCGCCCCCCGUGGGCUUCGGCCAACCGCUCCACCUCUCCAAAGGUGACAUCGUUGAGCUGACCCGGGCGGAUGCUGACAUGACGUGGUGGGAGGGAAGGAACCUGACAGUCGGUCACAUGGGAUGGUUCCCCAGCCAAAAGGUGCAGCCCUACAUCUCCAGGCUGACCUCUGACCUGUCGGGCUUCAGCUGGUUUGCAGGGAACAUGGACAGAACCGCCGCCAAGAACCUGUUGACGUCCCGGUCCGAUGGAACAUUCCUCGUGCGGCAGAAAAGUGGAGGAGAGUUUGCGAUCAGCAUCAAGUUCAACAUGGACGUCCGACACAUUAAGGUCACGUCCACCGAGUGCCUGUACCGCAUCAAUGAAAAGAAAGCCUUCAAGGGUUUAGUCGAGAUGAUUGAGUUCUACCAGCUGAACUCUCUGAAGGAAUACUUUAAGGAUGUGGACACCACGCUGUGCACGCCUUACAAACAACCCGAGCAAAGCAACCCGCCGAACAACACGCCGCACGCCACGCCAAACGCAACACGAGGAGGCGGCAAGAAGAGUUUCGGCGUGGUGAGGGCCCGGUAUGACUUCUCUGCCCGGGACCGCUCGGAGCUGUCGCUGAGGGAAGGAGACACGAUCAAGAUCCUGACCAAGAAAGGCCAAAGUGGUUGGUGGAAAGGAGAAGUGUACGGCCGGGUGGGGUUCUUUCCAGCCAACUACGUGGAGGAGGACUACUCUGAAUACUGCUGAUGGAGACGUACAGACCCAAACGGAUUGUGUGGAGGUCCCUGUGAUACCCGACUUCCAUCGAUUGCAUGAAGCCAUAUGCACCAGUGUGGCUGUUAGCUGUGAUCUAAUGACUGGCUAGUGAUGUGAAUACAAGUGUUGUCCAGCUGA
Molecule: messenger RNA, 2798 nt
Organism: Pseudoliparis swirei
Lineage: Eukaryota; Metazoa; Chordata; Actinopteri; Perciformes; Liparidae
Product: proto-oncogene vav-like
Exons: 29
Coding region: 99-2651 (850 amino acids)
Biological process (GO): regulation of GTPase activity; cell migration; intracellular signal transduction
Cellular component (GO): cytoplasm
Molecular function (GO): guanyl-nucleotide exchange factor activity; protein binding
Source: RefSeq, a predicted model, not a curated record